CACAGAGCGCCUGCAGACAGCCUGGCCUGUGGUGUGAGUCCUCCAUCUUCACCCGGGAUCCAUCCCCACACAGCGCCUGCAGCCAGCCCCUGCCCUCUGCCCGCUGCUUGCAGCUCCACAGGAAACCCCUGUCCACGAGGAUCUGCCGCUGCCCCGAUAAAAACCCCACUGUUUUAUCCGCCUGCAGCAGCUGGCGGGCAGGGAGGAGGCUGCCUGUGCACUGCUCCGGCACAGCCCGUGCCCAGGAGAGCCUGGAGGCCAGGGCUGUCUUGGCAGCAUGUGGCAGGGCUUUCCACCACCAGAAACCAACAGGUUUCCCUGGGAAAAGGCAGGAGUGAAAGGUGCACUGUGUGGCUCGCACCGUGACUGACACUGAGCCUGGGUCCCAGAAGGAAAACCAGAGCGUCCCAUCUUCCUUUUGCCAUUCAGCAUCACCAGUGGAGUGGAAUAUUCCGCUGGGCAGCAGAGAGAGCCUUCCCCGGCGGCGGGCUGGGGUCUGUCCCCUGUGCCCGUGUGUCUGCGGAGCCUUUCUCCCCCGGCGGGAGUCUUCCUCUCCCGGCGGGAUCUGCCGCUGCCAGCGCUUCUCGCAGAGCUGGAGCAGGAGCCGCCUUCCGAGGGGGUGCCGGAGCCUGGCAGCGCCGCAGGAUGGACCUCCCUCACCUCACGAGUCCUACCGACCUCCCCAAGCACAUCCUGGAUAUCUGGGUCAUCGUGUUGAUCAUCCUGGCCACCAUCGUCAUCAUGACAGCGCUGCUGCUGUGCCCGGCCACCGCCGUCAUCAUCUACCGAGUGCGGACGCACCCCACGCGCAACGGCAUCGUGUGAGCCCGGCACGGGGCACGGCCAGCUCGCUGUGCUGGGGCUGCAGCCAUGGCACCCUGUGCCACGCACCUUCACCAGGCACCCUGAGAGCUGCAGCCUGGGCAGGAGCUGGGGUGGGCCAGCACCCCGACCUGCUCCUCUGGCUGGGUACCCACUGCUCAUCUUGCCCACUGAGCCCACGGGGACUGAGGGGGAAAUGACAGCGUGGGCAGCAGUGGGGAGAGCCGUGACUUUGUGGACACGUCCAGCUGGAAAUAUCUCACUCCAUGAGAGAGGCAGGCUGGUCUCAUCUUCACUGGUGACUGUCUCCUCCCAGGCAAGCAGCAAGGAGUGGAAAUGCCUGACAAAGUUAUUUCUCCUUUGGAGUCACAGCUGUCAAGGUGGUUGGGGGAAAAAGAGUCAAAGCAAGAUGGAUGUGGCUUCUGACUGUGCAUUUAGUGCUUGGCUAAAAGCAUCAGUGACAGAGCUUGUGCUGGCUGCACAGCAGACGUGCAGCUGGCACCAGCUUCUCCUCUACCCAUUGUCUGCAGAAAUGGUAGGAAAAUCCUGCAGGACUCUUGGUUCCUCUGGGUCUUGUGGGGCAGAGGAGUGUGUGCAGUUCCUGCCAGCCCUCCUGUCUGCCUGCUGGCUGCACUCCCCACUCCUGAUAGUGAGAGCUCCCACUGUUUGCCCAGCACACCAGCCCUGCUGGGGAGCCUGUGCAUGCCUCACCUUGGCAGGUAAAGCGGGAGGAGCAGGUUUGUGCCCAGCCAGUGGCAAGGGAUCAUGCAAGCUCUUGUAUUGCCCUUUGUUAUGAAAUAAAUGGACUUUAUCCUUCA
Messenger RNA from Passer montanus (Eurasian tree sparrow), 1640 nucleotides. It is a transcript of the gene SMIM3, whose product is annotated as small integral membrane protein 3. NCBI's taxonomy places the organism in Eukaryota, Metazoa, Chordata, Aves, Passeriformes, Passeridae. Bases 646 to 825 code for a protein of 59 amino acids. The transcript has 3 exons. The record is from RefSeq and is a predicted model, not a curated record.